UGAACCAUCUCCCCCACCACCAACCCCAAACGACUCAAACAACUUAAUAUACGAAACUCCCAAACCAACUCAGGACUGCUACCCAGAUGGACAGAUCACUCAAAAUAUUCAUCAUCCUUGUCGCCAUCCUUUUCAUCUCUUGGAUUGCCUUCCUCAUACUUUCAACCUGCUUGGGCCCACCCCUCAGACAAAUGAUAUCGGAAGCCUGGUCGUCGAGCUUUCCUUCGAUCAACCCGACCAACAACGGCCUGCAAGGAUAUAACAACCACCAACACGUCUCAGGAAGCUCGAACAGUUCCCAGUCGAAUCGCUUGAAUCCUCGUCCAUACCAUCAUCAUUAUCAGCAGCUGAUCCCUCUCCAGGUCGAAGAAUUCGAAAUGUCCUCCUCUGCAACUCAUGACCAUCAUCAUCAUCACAUAGAGACUGUCUAUAUCUAGAGAACUUAACACCAACUCGUAAUUCAAUGUCCUUCUGUUCGGGUUUGAGACUUUCAUACAUAACCUUCAAUCGAUCAAUCAAACCGAUACCACGACCCCUUAAUUCUCUGUCGUUAACAGCUAACUAACCAUGCGAGCCUCUUAAUUAUCUAUUUUACACAUGUAAUGUCUCUGCACUGCCUCUCCUCUCAAAAUUGCAAAGCAAAAUAAACGAACACUCGUCGUC
Puccinia graminis f. sp. tritici CRL 75-36-700-3 is the source of this 663-nucleotide messenger RNA. RefSeq lists its product as uncharacterized. The record is from RefSeq and is a predicted model, not a curated record. NCBI's taxonomy places the organism in Eukaryota, Fungi, Basidiomycota, Pucciniomycetes, Pucciniales, Pucciniaceae. Bases 87 to 437 code for a protein of 116 amino acids. The transcript has 2 exons.